UUUAAGUGUUCAGUCGACAUGUUUUUAGUACGGAUUACAAACUGCCUUUUAUUUUUUACUUUAACUUACCUCCCAAAUACAGAUGCAGAGAAUAAUUUCAGAACUGCUGAAGGAGAAAUUGUCAGUCUGCCGUGCCACUCACCUCCUAAAGACAGUGUACAAGUUUCUGUAGAGUGGACAAAACAUAAUGAAAGCAGCACAACUAUUUGUAAAUGGAGUAUUAAGAACAAUACUGGAUCUAUCAUUGGAGAAUGCAUUCCUCGUUUCAAAUUCAACACCAAGUCUUUUAUACUAAGUAUAGAAAAUGUUCAGUUCAGUGACUCAGGUACUUACAGCUGUAAAAUAACAAGAGUAAUUCCACCACAAUCAAUAGACGAUACCACAAAUGUGACACUCCAUGUUGCACCUUGUCCAGAUCUGCAGAAACUGAACAGCAGUAAUGACAGCUGUAUCCAUCUGCUCUGCUCUAUGGAGGGUCUGACGUCUGAGCUGGUGAACUUCACCUGGAGCAGAGAGGGUCAUGGGUCACUUCAUCCAUUCACAUCUAAUGCCAUGAACAGUGAGCUGCGUCUGUGUAAACCUGACUGGAGUGAUGGAGACAAAGUCACCUGUUACGCCAACUACUCGAGCACACAAACCCAAAGAAGUAUACAACUCACUUCACAGAAAGAUUCUUACAGAGGUGGGCCUUAA
Carassius carassius (crucian carp) is the source of this 693-nucleotide messenger RNA. RefSeq lists its product as uncharacterized. The transcript has 3 exons. Gene Ontology annotation, biological process: cellular response to lipopolysaccharide; positive regulation of T cell proliferation; negative regulation of T cell proliferation. NCBI's taxonomy places the organism in Eukaryota, Metazoa, Chordata, Actinopteri, Cypriniformes, Cyprinidae. Gene Ontology annotation, cellular component: external side of plasma membrane. Bases 19 to 693 code for a protein of 224 amino acids. The record is from RefSeq and is a predicted model, not a curated record.